Messenger RNA from Acanthaster planci (crown-of-thorns starfish), 6020 nucleotides. RefSeq names its product bombesin receptor subtype-3-like. NCBI's taxonomy places the organism in Eukaryota, Metazoa, Echinodermata, Asteroidea, Valvatida, Acanthasteridae. Gene Ontology annotation, molecular function: neuropeptide receptor activity. The record is from RefSeq and is a predicted model, not a curated record. Gene Ontology annotation, cellular component: plasma membrane. Gene Ontology annotation, biological process: G protein-coupled receptor signaling pathway.
GAAAAUACUCGUUGAGAGAAUUGAGUCAUAAAAUCUCAAUUGAAAACUGUAAUUUCAUCCGAUUUCUAUUCACCUGCUACAAACCUGAACUGUGCAAUGUCGCUAUGUCGAACCUGUAGUAAUAGUCAAUCUGUAUUUAGACAUGCCAAGUUCGUAUUACAUUUGUCUUCAAUUCAUGUUUUGGUAAUGGAGAUGUCACUUUACAUUUUCAAGAAAGGGCCAGUUUCCGCCACCGGGAGGCCAGUUGUUGCUUGUCGACUUCAUUCAGAGGUGUUGAUUCCAUCACGGAAAUGAUUUAGUCGUUCAUGCAACAGGGAUUUGCUGCUUGUAUACGUUUUGUGCCGGAGGUGACCCAUUCACAAACAUGGUAGCUCCGACGUCGGGGAUGACAUAAGAAACGAGGUGCGGUGUCAUAAAUAACUGGCUACGUUUUCUUGUGCAGAACGAGAAGCACAAACACGGUCCAUGGGCGGCGACCUCUGUUGUCGCAUAUAAAGAGAUUAGGGCCCACACUUUCUUUGGCCAACCUGACUCCGAUUUGAUGAGGCCAGCAGCGCAUCUAGGAUUUUCCAGCUGUCACAGACGAUCUUCCUAGCGCCGUUUUCCCGACCAAAAAUGCGUCAUCCAGACGAGAACAGGUUUCAUGGUGAAGAAGGACAGGCAACUCUCUUUUGACUCCGUUUUUCUGAGUCGGCAGUUUGUGGAGCGGGUUUUGUGUUUGACAACUGUUGGCGAGUAGAGCUCACACACAGGGUUCAGCUUUCAGCGUGCGUGCCGCUGAUCGUCUCUCGCGGUUGGACCUCGGUCAUUGUUGCAGGGUGUGGGAGCGAAUAUCUGGUAUCGAGUGUGCGUGCCUGGCCUUGGGCAAGAGGCAGCAGACGGAAGUACCCAAGCUUCUUGGCCUCCGAGCACAGUCAAUCCCUGGGGUCGGUAACUUCUUGUCUCGUCACUGUCGGCCACCUCACAGAUAGCGAUGCCACCGUGAAGGGUAUGAAAACUCACUCCGAGGUGUUAUCUGAACUCAGUACGGAGCAACAGAAGGUUCUCGCGUAGUUAGAGUCUGCACGGACGUGGGCUAUAUUCUUUGGAACCAUGGAUAAUUAUCUGGCUCAGGAGAUGGAGUUCUCGUACCUCUACUCUGAAAACGACACAUGCGUCGACAGUUCUUGUCUGGAAGCCAGAUCCCUGGCUGGCCCGAUUGGGGUUGCCUUGUUAAGCCUUAUUGGGCUAGUUGGGAAUCUGAGCAUCAUCUACCUGGUGGUUAGGCACAAGAAACUUCGCAACCCACCCAAUAUCCUCAUCAUCAACCUCACAGUGGGCGACCUGCUGUACAUCCUCAGUGCCUCCACCUUCUUCAUCGAGAAGGAGAUCUCGCCCAGCUGGGAGGCCGCAGUCUCCACUUGCAAGCUCAAGGCGUACGUGGAAGAUGUGGGUCAGAGCAUGUGCGUUUUCUCUCUCGCGGCCCUGAGCCGCGAGAGGUACCUGGCCAUCGUCUGUGGGAUAGAGAACCGCCGAAGGAGGGGUUCUUGUUCCGUUAACAGUCUCUGUGCUGUAGCGGUAGUUAUAUCCACCUCAUUACUGCUGGGUAUCCCCUCCCUUGUCUUUGCCAGCAAGACCAACUACAAACAAUGUAAUCAGUUCCCUACCCAUGAAAUUGUUAAGAAAGUAUUCGUCUCCCUUCGGUCCGUCCUGGGCUACGUUUUACCUCUAGCCAUCGUGAGCUUCUUUUACAUUCGCAUUGCGAGCUCUCUGUAUAAGAGCGUUGUGCAGUUUGACUACACCGAGAGCCACGCCCAGCAAAGUCGGCUCCGCAAGCGUCUUGCCGGCAUCGUCCUGUUCAUCACGGUGCUCUUUGCCAUAUUCUGGCUGCCUCAUUUCAUCCACCUUCAUGUUAGGGCUUACACCUCGGUUGAGCUGAUUGCUCUGCUGCCUUAUCCGUCCUACAUAGACUACCUGAGGAUAAUCAGCUUCCUCAUGGCUUUGACGAACUCGUGCACCAACCCUUGGAUUGUUUUCGUCAUGAGCUCCACCUACCGCCAGCGCUGCUGUCUGUUCCGCUGUGUGUGGAGCAGGCAACGCUUACGCCAUGGACAGGGAACCAUGCGCCUUACGACACUCACAGGAACGACCCGGCGUACCAGCGCCAACGUCUCGCAGAUGUCCCACGUGUGACAGGUCUCACAUCAUGGCGGUUGAAGUAAAAUAUAUGUAACAUUCGAGUGUUUUGGAUUUGAUGUUGUGGGGUAACUAAGGUGAACUAGAUAACCAAAUUAUUAUAGUACGGCUCUUAUAGCUCACAGGUAACAUCGCCUUGUUUCCUUCAUUGGAAAUUUGAACUGAUAGUUCGCAAAGAAAUUACACAUUGCCCGCAGCACUCGUCAAACCCCAUCUUGAGUGUCAGGGCUUGUUUCUAACGGCUAUCCCUUAUUUUGGUAGUGGCAAUGACGUAAGCCGUAGUCACUAAAUAUCGAUUCAGUUUCGGGCUGACAUCAAAAAUGGCAACGGAUAUAGGAGAUUGUGACUGGUAAUGCAAAGUGUCCAACAAGUGAUGUGCUAAGUCAAAAGGAAGACACAAAAUAAAUGAUUUGCCCAGGGACCUGGAAAACUGAGCGAAAAGAAAAUAGGAGUAACGACCUACAGUAUGCCUCUUAGCAAAUGAAAAGCGUAGCGAUAAAAUGCCAGUAAAAGUGAAGUCAAAAGUAUUUUUAUUGCACACUUUGUGAACAAGGGAAAUAAGAGGAACAACGAUAGAUUGUCAAUGCACGGUAUACCAACAAUAUGUGGCUUUGUCUUGGUGUUUGAGCAGGAGAAUCUCAGUGCAAAGUACUGCAAUUCUUUCCUAGCUUUUUGAGCUGGUUGUGCUUACACAUGAUAAUGAAUCCAGAUGUUCUUCCUAUUUAAGGCCACCUGUACGCCUCAUAUAUCCUAUCAAUCUCCGAUCUACUGCUUGCCUAGAAGAGGCUUGAACGUACUGUAUUUGCGAUGUGACUGGCUUCAGAAAUAUUAUGCUUAAAAAGUUAUAUAGGCCUACAUGUAAUUGUAACCAAGUGAAGUAGAGUGUGCAUAGAUUAAGAGUGGCGUGAAUAAAAAUAAAUUCAAAUAUUACCAUACCUAGAAAUAUUGAAACAUCGUACCCACGAGCUACUAACGGAAAAUGCUCAGUAAGGUACAGACUAGAGGAGCCCAUGGUAGCCCUGCCCUUUUGCUUCGUCGAAUCAUAUAGGCCUAUAAAAUGCAACUCGCAUGCAAGAUAAGCACAAGUACAUUGUAGUACAACUGUAGCUCAUUCGCCUGCGGUAUGAAUAAUAAGAUUAGGUAAAAGGUGGCUCUACUAUUUAAAAAUCUGAGUCCUUUUUAAACUCUCGCAAACAAAAUGUAUUAGUGAUACUUGUGAUACACGGCUGAGUAAGUAUAGCUGGCAUAUAUUUAUUGGUAUACGACCACGUUAUAAGUUACGUGUUGUGGCUGAUACCAGUGAAGCUGAUAUAGGCCUACAAUACGUAAAAGGUUUACGACAGUUAUAUUUGAGCAUUUGAAUAAUCUAAAUUGAAAUUAAGUACACGUAUAAUACUAAAUGUAUUUUGAAAUGUAGAUUUUGAUGCCAUAAUGAACAUGUAAUCUUAUCGCGGCAGUGCACAGUAAGGCAGUUGUUGGCGCUACUAUUUUGAAUGGUACUCAGGCCGAAGCAACUUGCUAAGGCUUGAAACUCUGUGUAAGUUCAAGCCGCAGCCAUAUGGACACAAUCUCAGACAACUUUAAACUUAAACGUCUCCCGAGUGUGUAGUAAACAUGUGAUACCGCCCACGAGCAAGGGAAUAUGAAGGCCAGCCGUUCAACAGGAAAGCAUAUUUAGUAGGACGAGAAAUAUGGCUUGGAGCAACAAAAUGGGCUGAGUUAAGAGCUGUCACGCGUAGAGCGACGGUGUGAUUUUUUCUAGUGUUAAAAAUGCACAGGGGUAACUUCAGUGCAAUAUCUCGUUACGUGAGUAGCACUUCUAUUGAUGAUUUUCACUGUCGUUGAUAUUUCAACUAAUUCGUUGACAUAAUCAAGUAACAUUUUGUCGGACUUUAGUCCAGAGUCCAAAUACCGUAUUUCUUUAACGAGUUUUUCUUUUUACUGUUUUGUUCCCCGUGGGAAUGAAAAAGUGUCAAGGCCGACCUCUGUUUCGAUCGUAACAGAAGCAAGAAGACUUUGGAAGGCUAGUUUUACUCCUUUUUACUUCAAACAAGGAGGUAGCAAGGUUAAAAAAUAAUGAUAAACCUCGACGGUAAUACUAUCGAUGACGUGAAGAAUAGGUCUGACUUUAUUUUCCAUGUUAAAGCCAAUUUCGAUUUUUAUUUUGGUUUCCCAAAAUUGUGACAAUUUUAACAAUAAAAAAGUAGUACUUAGUGCUGUAACAAAGCAAAAAUUGAGUCAGAGUAAUUUGAGGAAAAGCUUCUCACGAGACUUCUUUUGUCAAGAUUGCUAACGAGCCGUCGGUGAAAGGGCAGUCCACUUGCCCACAUGCCCAUCAGAAAUGUCGUUAGGCAAGCCUUAGUAAAUCUUUUCCGCCUGCCUCGUAUUAAUGCAGAAGGCCUUUGUUGACAGCGGAAUGUUCUUUGCUUUAAGCGUAACAUUUAAAGAAACGAUACGUUGCACUGAUAAUGCAGGGGAGAUUCAGUGCAAAGAUUCAAAUCAUUUCCAUAAAGUUAUAAAUAUGCUAAAUGCAGCACAGUUAAAUUAUUCCGUCUAUUAGUAUAUGCGGUGUUGUUUACCUAACGAAAUUUCCCAGGUGUAUGGGCUUGAGGUGAACUAGUUCGUGUUCGUGUUAAUCUGCAGGUUUGGUCUUAUUCAGAGGUUUUGCCACUUACGGUUGAAUAUCGAUCAUUGCUUAAUUUAACGUUGGCCAUCUGUUGCUUUUAUUCCCGUCCAAAUUGCCACCGUGAAUUGCUAUAGUUUGUGCAGUUGAGUCUUAUUUUGUGAUUGGCAGUUUUUUGCUGUUUGAACUUUGUGCGUGUUUGUUUCAGAUUGCACGUGACCUGGCAGAUUAAAAGCGGCAGCUUUGUAAGUAGCAAGAAUUAUCUCUCAUGAAAAGCACCAUGUGUCAUUUUAUGAUAUGGUAGGAACAGAAAGUUUCUUUUGAUCAUCUGAUCGUUUGAUUAAGCUACCAAUCGAUAAUAUAAUGGUCUAUCGAUGACAGGUCAUUGUUCACUAAUGGCAAGCCGAUGUCUUGUAUCAUUUCAACAGAGGGUGUAUUACAGUUUUAGUCCAUUGCGUAUUAAUAAUUUCCACCGCUGCCGUGAAAAUGAUGGCAAGUGUUGGCAUAUUUCGGAUACUUGGCUGGAAUUUAAUAUAGAAUGAAGGGCUUUUUGUUCGUUUUGAAUUCUACAUAAUUACGUUCAUCUGAACGUUUCCAGAUGACACGGGUACGCUGCACGUCCUGGAAGCACAAUUGCUGUAGGUUGCUGCCGAAUACAUCGCAAUAGCUAGUGGCAAUCCCUUGGUGUGAUGGAAUUAUUUAUCUGUUAAAUAAGAUUUGUUAAUUACGAAAUUUAACACAAACUAUUCGCGGAGAAUUCCUCAGGGAACUGUAACAGAUGGAAAUCCAAAGACAGUUCAGCUGUCAAACAGCACAAAAAGUUUCACUAUCUCCUUUCCAGAAAAGGGAAACAUUUUUAUUCAGAGUAUGUUGUUUUCAAAAGUGAAAAACAUUUGCAGAAAAGACAAAGAUCUGUACUGUGUUUGCCAACAGUGUUACGUUUAUGUUGAUAGCGUAUGAUGUAAAAUAAUAUUGUGGUGUGUAUAUUCAUGUAAUAUGUCAAUUAUCUAAAUUAAAGGUUAUUUGCCGAUUUAACAAAGGGUGAUCUGUGCUACUCUUCUUUUCACCCAAAAUUAAUCUCAUGAUGCCAUCAUAAUGCUAAUUUUUCAACUAUGUUUGUGUCUCAAAACGUAAACGUGUUUCCCCAACGGGAAUAAAGCCUGGAAGAGGAGCAUACACCGAGGCAGGGCCGGCCCUCACAGUAAAGUGUUCAUGAAAAGGG